Messenger RNA from Suillus subaureus, 398 nucleotides. RefSeq lists its product as uncharacterized. The transcript is spliced from 2 exons. The record is from RefSeq and is a predicted model, not a curated record. Bases 106 to 375 code for a protein of 89 amino acids. NCBI's taxonomy places the organism in Eukaryota, Fungi, Basidiomycota, Agaricomycetes, Boletales, Suillaceae.
CUUGACGAUGGUACAGGACUCAAAGGCGAGAAACUCGAACGACUCUGCAAUCCACCAUGACAAUCGCUCCGUAUCGACGAUCCAUCUACCAUUCUUGCUCUCAGAAUGUUCAUGGCACUCGAGCAUUCAUCUCAAGAUACCUAUGCGCAGAUUCGUGAGGCUGUAAUUGAGUGUUAUCCUGACUCUGAUGUUCCGCCCUUUUACCACAUCAAGACAAUCCUCGCCGACCUUAACUAUGAUGUGUCCAGAAUGUGGUCAGCAUCGUUUCGACCAGAUCAAAUUCACGAAGUCCAAUGGUUGCAUCAAGAAUCCACAGGCUGUUUUUCAUACUAUUCCAAUAGGUCCUCAAUUACAAGCUCUUUGGCGCAAUCCUGAGAGUGCCGAGAAGAUGCACUAUU